Molecule: messenger RNA, 795 nt
Organism: Centruroides sculpturatus (bark scorpion)
Lineage: Eukaryota; Metazoa; Arthropoda; Arachnida; Scorpiones; Buthidae
Exons: 1
Coding region: 1-795 (264 amino acids)
Source: RefSeq, a predicted model, not a curated record
AUGAACAACAACCCAUAUGGCCUCGUAGUGGAACUAGAACAACUUAGUAAGGAUAAAGUACACUUCUUGGAUAUAGUCAUAGAUAUGAAAGAAAGGGCGGUACAAACUUAUGUAUACAGAAAACCUACAGCGAUAUCAACGUAUAUACCUUAUGAAUCUUGUGACCCAUUUUCUUAUAAGAUAGCGGCGUUUAGAGCAUUAGUAGAAAGAGCAUAUACGCAUUCUUCCACCUCCCAAGCCCUCCAACGAGAAUUAAAUUACAUUAGGAAGAUCGCUAAAGAGCAUGGUUACAGCAAUAUUAUAAAAGGUUUAUGUAAGCAGCACCGGCGUUUGCAGAAUCGUGUAGAAGAAAAGGUAGAGGUACUAAAUAAUGGAAAUGAGGAUAGCGUAGAGAGGGUACCAAUAACGUAUAACCCGCAUCUAAAGGCAAUGUACGAAAAAAUUGCAAAAAUAAAAGGAAUUAAUAUUGCAUACAAAAGAAACCCAACCAUUUACAGUUUAUUAAGGAACGGGAAGGACAAUUCAAACCCAAAUAGGCUUCCAGGGAUAUACAGUAUUCCAUUAAAAGAUAACAGAUGGGAUAGGCCUUUAGUGUAUAUCGGAUCCACCAAGCGUUCAUUGGCCACAAGAUUAAAAGAGCAUAAAUCAGACAUUGAACAUAAUAAAUGUACAACAGCCCUAUCUACGUAUGCGACGAACCCGGACAUCACUCCUUUCUUCGAUGAAGCGCAUGUUAUUCGCACCACCCAACACCCGGAACAACUAAAAACUUUGGAGGCAGUGGAAAUCUUUUAA